Molecule: messenger RNA, 5824 nt
Organism: Acipenser ruthenus (sterlet)
Lineage: Eukaryota; Metazoa; Chordata; Actinopteri; Acipenseriformes; Acipenseridae
Gene: fastkd2
Product: FAST kinase domains 2
Exons: 12
Coding region: 119-2206 (695 amino acids)
Biological process (GO): mitochondrial RNA processing; regulation of mitochondrial mRNA stability
Cellular component (GO): ribonucleoprotein granule; mitochondrial matrix
Molecular function (GO): RNA binding
Source: RefSeq, a predicted model, not a curated record
GCUAUUAUCGCGAGAACAUUUCAUGUAAUCUAACUGUCAUGGCAGCCUCCAGAAGCACACACGUAUAAGGCAAUAUAUGCUGAAUUGAUAAGUCUUUAUACUGUUGCGUAAAAUCACCAUGAAUAUCUGCACAUCUGGAAACCAGCUCCUAAGAAAUUUUAGGCUGUGCCUAAAUAACUCCCAUUUACAGAGUUCUUCUUUGUGGGGACUGAAGAACUGCAAGUCACCAAUAAAUCCCUCCACAUUUAAGAAUGUGCACCAGAACCUGGGCUCAACAAGUUACCUAUUUAAUCGUUGCGCAACACGACAGGGAGCAACAGCAAGGUUCUACUCACUGGAUAAAGAGCAGGCACAGGAAUUAAAAUCGACAUCAGGAGAGCAGACUUCAUCAAAUACUGAUAACCCCGUUUUAAAUAAGACUCAGUCCCCACCUCCGUUAUCAUACCGACAACAACAGAAAGAAGCUGGAAGAUACCUUGAACCACUGGCUGAGGAUGCUGAACCGUAUUUACAGGGGGAGAGACAGCGGGAACAGUUUUAUGACCUUCUUAAAAACUGCAAUUCCCCCUAUGAUGUUUUGGACUUGGCUGAGAAUUACUCCCUGACUUGGAGGCGGGUGAGUAACUGCUUAACCAAAAUUUGGGAGACCACCAAGAAGAUGUCAGAUGACCAGAAGCGCUAUGAAAGAAAGCUGAUGUUUGAGCACCCGGUCUUUGAGCAGCUGUGCCAGCAGGCUAUGAAGGACGCGGGGAAGAUGAGAAGUGUUGAUCUGGCCUACAGCUUACUGGCCCUGGUGAAGCUGGGGGUUUCUCAGCGCAGCCGUGUGGUGCAGACGUUACUCAGAGUCAUUCAGGAACACCUAAAUGAUUUUGAUGAGAAGUCUCUGUCUGUACUAGCUAACUGCCUCAAUGACAUGGACAGUGAUAAAAAUGCUGAUGCACUAAAAGCUGGUCUAAGGCUGCUGGUUGAAACUCGGAUCCCAAAGAUAAAAAAUGUUGUUGCUCUGCAGACCAUGAUGCGGUGCAUUGGGAAGGAUGCUCCUGUAUCUCUUAAGAGAAAGCUUGAGUACAAAGCAUUGUCAAUGCUGAGUCAGUUUUCCCUACCCAAUUCCCAGUAUAUGUUUACAACACUGGCAGCUAUGGACUUUAAUUCAAGCACUCUCCUGGAUGCCUGUAGUAGCAAGAUUAUUGAAAAUAUCCAUGGAAUCCCCUUCUGGAGGUUAAUAUAUGUCCUCCAGUCCUCCAAGGACCUGCAGUACCGGAACGCUGCACUAUUCUCUGCCAUUGCUGAAUACGUCAUGUCGACAUUUGAUAUGUGGAGCAACAAACAGAUAGUCCUCUUCCUGGGUCUGUUUUGUGACCUUGGUCUUCGUCAUGCUGGUUUGAUGGACACGUUUGCGGAGAAGGUGACAGAGACCUCGGAAUCACUGACGCUGAGAGAUGUUAUUAAUAUUUUGAAAUCUUACUCCCUGCUUAACCAUCUCCCAAAGAAUCAGAAGCAACAGUUCCUUGAAUCUUUAAGCAGUGUUUUUGAGACAUAUCUUCCUAAGAUCCUCCCUUCAGAACUCCUGAGAGGAGUCUACUACUUCUGCGUUUUGGGAUGCUUUCCACAAUCCUCUCUAGACAAACUCCUUCAGGAAGACAUACUCAAUGAGCUUCUUUUACCAGAUCAGAGGACCCACGGAGCCAAUGAACGAAUACUGCACUACAUUAAUCUCUGCCUAGAGCUGGACCACUCUGCUUCCACCACAGUUGCUACAAUCACUUCUGCCAAACCCUCCUCCUCCUCUCCAAGUAUGACUGUAAACCCCAUAGUACUCAGUGCUUUGAAGCGUUGUCUGGGAGAUGAGGUUUGCCAGCAAGGGGUGCUGUUGCAAAAUGAUUACUUUAUAGAUUUCCAGAUCACAUUGGACAAAGACAGAAAAUUUGUCUUGCAGUCCCAGAGUGAGGAAAAUAGCCAAACUGAAUAUUUCCAAAGAGUGGCUGUCCUUUGUGCCCCAGUUUCUGCGUUCUGUCUUGGUACCACCCACCCCAAAGGCAAGCUGGCUAUGAAGAUGCGGCACCUUACAGGUCUUGGGUAUUCCAUUGUGUUGGUCCCAGCGCAGGAGUUUGAGAAGCUUCAAGAAAAUGAACAAGUCCAGUUUCUGAAAACCCGAAUCUUUGCAGAACCAGAACCUACAUUGGCUGCUAUCAGUCAGGAAACUUGAACAAAUAGUUCACAAAUAGUGGUCAGCGGUCUGCUUGAGGUUUAAAGGUUACGGUAACUAGGAGUCCAGUGGAAUAUCAAAAAAACACGUCUGCUUUGACCUGAUUCAUGUACUCUGUACAGGGCUGCUUGACAGCCGUUUGGUUUUCCAAAACUUGCUGACAUCCUGUUUGGAAAAAAAAAGCUUUUGCUGUUCUGCUUUGAGUAAUUUUCCCCUAUUCACUGUAUAAUCAAAAAUGAAAACAGACUUGCAAAUCUCAUGAUUGGUUUAAAAUGGUUGAACAUCUAAAUCUAAACCAGUCAGGUUACUAUUAUAAUGGACAUACCAAUCCUGUGUUUUGGUAUCAGCUGAACCAUUUUUUAUACUGUUUUUAUACUGUAAAAAAAUAAGCUGCUAUUAAAAACUUAAAAAAACUAAAGAAAUAUACAGUCUUCAUUUUAGUUAUCAAAUGUCUUCUAGCGCAUACAGUACAGUAGAGUCGUUAACCAGAUUGUCAAUUAACUGGGCCACUCCAUGUAUUGAUUUGUAUUGGAUGUUAAUACUACCCCCCCCCCCCAGUAUAAAGGCAAAUGCAAGAUUUAUUCAGUUUAAAGUUUUGCUUUCCUGGCAAGCUGUUGCCCAUCAGUGAGUUGAUUAUAGACCCUGGGAGCACACUAAAAAUAAUUUUUAAAAGUGAUUUUGUGCUUUUCCUGUCUUGGCUUUCUAGAUGUUGUUGGGAAUGUUAUUAUUACAUCUCAGCAGCGUGGAAAUGUAAAUUACAUUAUGGCAAGAUGUACAAAUAGCAGUUAUCUAAAUGACCCGUUAUAUUUGUUUUGCCAUACAAUCAAUAUUAAUAUAAUUGUUUCCUCUCUAAAUACCAAUUGUCACUUUUUAUACUGUUGAAACCACAAAAGAACGUGGCGGUAGUGCACCACUGAUUCAAAUGACUACAGGAAAAUGUGUAAUCAUGAUUAUUUCAUGAACUCGUUUAUCUUUCGCUUGAGACAAUUACUCUGUUUCACAGAUUUUUUUAAUAUUUAAUUAUUUUCAUUCCGAGAAAGUGGUGUUGAAUUUUAACUUUUAACGUCAUGUAAACUCAUGAAGGAAACCUAAUAUGAGUCUUUAUAUCCAGUCGAAGUAAAGGUUAUACCUUACAUUUUUAAGUGUUUUAGGUAUUACGUAGGUAUUCGGUACAGUAUAUUGUGUGAGUGAGAGAAAAGGGAGCAUCCUAGUGAUGCAAAAGGAUAAUAAAAAAAAUAAAAAUAAAUAUUUUAUACUUUUCAGAAAGAUUUAUAAGAGAAAGCUUUUGCCAAGAAACACACUACUGUUGUAAUCGGCUAAAUGAUCACCCUCAAAUCAUGUAUGUAAUUAUUAAGUUAACAAAAUUAUUCACUGUAUGGCAUACAUCGUGGUUGUCAGAAUCCAUAUCCACUUAGAAUAUCUUCUGUUAUCUGUAAACAAGAUUUUAUAAUAUUUAAACAUGUUUGUAUGAACUGUAAGGCACCAUUCGCAGAGGUGCUUUAUGAAAAACACCUUUAUUACUGUUGUUGCUGGGACCCAUUUGAAUCCAGCUCUAAGCACACGUGGCUUUAUCUUUGGGGAGAUUUGGAAGGUGUUCCUUAUUUAAUGUUAAUUUUCUAUCAAGAAAUUAGGAUACAUAUUCCAAAAAGUGAAUCUUUUUGUAAGCAUACCAGAGCUAAAUGAAUUUACUCUAUACAGAAAAACUUUUUUUUUUUUUUUUGGGCAGGGGGGGUAAUAGAAAGAAAAAAGAAAACACCUCAAAGUACUAAAUCAUAUAUAUUUAAAGAAUCCUCAAGAGAGAGUAGUAGUUUUAGUAAAUCACACAAUGGUUUCAACUCCUCUCAUGAACGAUUUCAGAUUGCCACUUUGUAUUUUUCAGUAUUAUGGCACUGUAUGUUCUCGUGUAAAAUCUCACGGCAGCAACUUUUUGGUUUUUUCAAGUUUCAUUAGAGGUGUAGUCCAGUAAAGAUUACUAUUUCACUGCCACGUUGUUUUAACGUCUGGCCAUACCACUGAUUCAGAUCUUUUUAACAUAUCCACUGUACUUCAAGUUUAUAAUCCAUUCGAUCAGAGAUCCUAUUCCCUUUUACAUUAUUGCUCCACUUGAAAACAUUCCAGUUAUUUUUUUUUUUUUUAAUUAUCUUCAACUGCAGGCAGUAGAGGCACCAUUGAAUCAUCUUAGACAUCUCCUGUAGGAAAAUAAUCAGUAACGUGAUGGUAAUAUGAUCAACAUACUACUAACAGCUACUUAAGGUCAACAGUGUACAGUAGGUAUAAACAGAGUAUGUCUGAUUCCAAAUUCUAUGUCAAUUUAAUUGUUCAUUAAAAUAAAGAGAUUUACCUUUUUAAAGGUGACAUUUAGUGAUUUCAAGUCACCACACAGACUUGCCUACUACUUUUACUGUUGUAAAUUACGUAGGUAUUACCGUCUGCUAAGAAAUAAAUAAUAAUAAUAAUAAUAAUAAUAAUAAUAAUAAUAAUAAUAAUAAUAAUAAAUGUCGUCAUACAGUUUGCAGUUUAUCAUGCUUUUAACCAUGUUUAUGUCUUGCAGUUACCACGUUAUAAUGGUUCUUCCAAUGCUUUACCUUGUGUGUCUCUGCUUCAGCAUGCUUUCGCUAUGCUUUUACUGCGGCAGUACAGUAUACAUUUAUAAAGGACACUAUGGGAGUUCAAAUCAAGGACCAGAGUUUGGGGAUUUUGGUCAAGGAAUGAAUGUAUCUUCAGGACAUCACAUUUGAAAAAGUUUUUCACAGUGUAAAUGUCUGGUUUAGAUACAGUACCCAUAUAGACAUGUAUGGCUGGUAUUUUGGGCUAUUUUACAUUUGUCAAAUAAAUAGCUGGGGAAACUCGCAACGGAAACAAGAACUGGUCAAAUAUAUGUAUUGCUCUGUAUUUGUUAUUUUUGUGAAAGGCAAAUUUGUUAUAAAUUACAUUGCAAAAUAAAUGAAUAAAAAGAAAACAGCAUUAUUUUAAUUAAUAAAAUAUGAAUGAAGAACUGGAGGCUGUGUGGUCCAGUGGUUAAAGAAAAGGGCUUGUUCACGGUUCAAAUCCCAUCUCAGCCACUGACUCGUGUGACCCUGAGCAAGUCACUUAACCUCCUUGUGCUGUGUCUUUUGGGUGAGACGUAAUUGUAAGUGACUCUGCAGCUGAUGCAUAGCUCACACACCCUAGUCUCUGUAAGUCGCCUUGGAUAAAGGUGUCUGCUAAAUAAACAAAUAAUAAUAAUAAUGAAUCUUAAAGUGAGUUUUCAGUAAAGCAGUUGUUUCCCUUUGAUUUUUACAAUAUGUGUUAUUCUGCACUGUGUGCUGUGAGCAAUCUAUGCUGUCAAUAGCAUUGACUGUCGUCUUAAGGCAGGAUUUUGUGAGAUGCACAGGCACAUUCCGCUUGUACAAUGUGAACAGGAACAGGUUUCUGGAACUACUCAUUGAGCAGACAGGACUGUUUGGGCCCACCACUUGGGUUGAUAGGGUUUCACCAAAUCAGAUUGUCGAGGUCUCUCUGAUUUGUUAAGUCUCACAAAAUGAUGCCUUUAGUUCAGGUUAAAGUGUGUGAGUGUGUACUUUUACUAAGAGGAAACAAAUCUGAAUGUUCUGAGGAGAUAUACAGGUUGUGCCAGGU